AAUAUUGAAAACAGAUAGUGAUUCAGUCAUAUAAUACAAGUGCUGAUGAGAGAUAGCAAACAAUGCAAUGGCCAUCAGCCUUUAAAUGGUUACGGAUUUGCUUUCAAAUUAAUUGUAAGCAUAAGUAUUGUCUAAUUGUUUGAAGAGUAAAAAUGAACAGAAGAUUUGCAUCAAUUAUAUUAAUUGUAUUGUUUAUGUCAUUCAUUGCAUUUCUCACAUUAACCACAGAUUUUUCAAAGAAUUCAUUACAAAACAAUGAAAAUGAAGUUAAAAAUAGAGAAUUGUUGUCCACUAAUAAUAUGGACCAAAUGGUAUCCCAGUUGACUAACUUAGACAAUGAUAACGAUGUCUCCAUAAGGGAUGGUUGCAAAUGUAACUGUGAUAUGUGUGAUAACAAUGUCCAGACUGUUAGAAGAGAUAAUGUUAGUCCUGAAGAUAUAACCGAAACGACAACAGACUCUAUAAAUAUAGAAGAAAUGAAAUCAAAAAUUGAAAGACCAGUUAUUUUUGUCAUAACUCCGACUUAUUCGAGACCAACACAAAUGCCAGAUAUGACUAGACUUUCGCAAACACUUCUAUUAGUCAAAGAUAUCUUUUGGAUCGUUACUGAAGAUUCACAAACAAAAUCUCAACAAGUGUCAAAUUUGCUCAAACGGACAAACAUACCAUCAGUGCAUUUGUUGGGUCCGCGACCGGUCACUCAUUUGGACAAAAGAAGUGGUCGCGGAGUCUCUAAUCGACUCAAAGCAUUGCAAUACUUACGGCAAAAGUACACAAACACCAGUCAAGAAGGGGUUAUCUACUUUGCCGACGACGACAAUGCUUAUGAUAUUAGGAUUUUUGAAGAAAUGAGAUUCACAAAGAAGGUAUCAAUGUUUCCGGUCGGACUCAUCGCUAAAACAGGUCUUUCGACACCUAUAGUCAGCAAUAAAACGGCAAAAAUAAUUGGAUUUCACGACCCAUUUAUAAAUCGCCGCAAAUAUGCUGUAGAUAUGGCCGGCUUUGCUGUCAAUUUGCAGCUUUUCCUAAACAAAUCAAAGGCAACGAUGCCUUAUAAAGUUGGUUAUGAAGAGGACUAUUUCAUCAAAAGUCUUGGCAUUCAAUUGGAUGAUAUCGAACCCAAAGCCGAUAAUUGCACUCAAAUUCUCGUUUGGCAUACGAAAACAUUAUCUGGAAUUCCACCAAAUUAUGAUUCAAUGGCCAAACAAAAACAUUUUAAUGAAACUAAUUUACCACAACUUUACGAUAAUGUUAUGAAAACUUUAUGACA
Messenger RNA from Oppia nitens, 1270 nucleotides. RefSeq names its product galactosylgalactosylxylosylprotein 3-beta-glucuronosyltransferase S-like. Gene Ontology annotation, cellular component: Golgi membrane. The transcript is spliced from 5 exons. Gene Ontology annotation, molecular function: galactosylgalactosylxylosylprotein 3-beta-glucuronosyltransferase activity. Gene Ontology annotation, biological process: chondroitin sulfate proteoglycan biosynthetic process; carbohydrate metabolic process. The record is from RefSeq and is a predicted model, not a curated record. Lineage: Eukaryota; Metazoa; Arthropoda; Arachnida; Sarcoptiformes; Oppiidae. The coding region runs from base 153 to 1268 and encodes 371 amino acids.